ACAAAACACCUGGAAGCAUGUCUGGCAUCACUGGGAACGUGGACUGCGAGGAGUGCUUAUCUUCUGGACAUCUACCCAACAGCACGGAGUUACAUGUGCAUCCCACCUUGGAUGACGACGAGGAACUUCUGAGAUACAUUUGGAGAGAGUAUUUACACCCCAAGCAGUAUGAAUGGGUUCUCAUUGUGGCUUACAUUAUUGUAUUCUUCGUUUCACUCAUUGGGAACUCGCUUGUUUGUUUUGCAGUAUGGAAGAACCGUCACAUGCGCACCGUGACAAACUAUUUCAUAGUGAAUCUUUCCCUGGCUGAUGUGCUGGUCACCAUCAUCUGCCUGCCUGCGAGUCUUGUGGUGGACAUCACAGAGACGUGGUUCUUUGGAAACACUCUGUGCAAAAUUGUCCCUUAUCUGCAGACCAUCUCUGUUUCUGUAUCAGUCCUAACGCUGAGCUGCAUCGCCCAGGACCGUUGGUAUGCGAUCUGUCACCCACUGUUGUUCAAGAGUACAGCCAAGAGGGCGCGCAAGAGUAUUGUUGUCAUCUGGGUUGUGUCGUGUAUCAUCAUGAUCCCCCAGGCCACCGUGAUGGAGUGUAGCAGCCUGCUGCCUGAACUCACAAAUAAGACCAGUCUGUUCACGGUGUGUGAUGAGCACUGGGGAGCUGAGAUCUACCCAAAGGUGUACCACACCUGUUUCUUCAUUGUCACAUACUUCGCACCACUGUGUCUCAUGGUCUUGGCAUACAUUCAGAUUUGUCACAAGCUGUGGUGUCAACAGAUUCCUGGAAGCACAUCAGUGCUGCAGAGGAAGUGGAAGUCUAUCAAAUGCUCAGCUCCAACUCCAGGACCGGGGGAGUCGGUGAGGGUUAGAACCAGCACGGUUUGUGCUGAGAUCAAACAAGUCAGAGCCCGGAGGAAGACAGCUCGCAUGCUGAUGGUGGUGCUCUUUGUUUUCGCCCUGUGCUACCUGCCAAUCAGUGUGCUCAAUGUCAUGAAAAGAGUCUUUGGGACAUUUAAGAAGACAAACGACAGAGAGACAGUGUAUGCGUGGUUUACUUUCUCACACUGGCUCAUAUAUGCCAACAGUGCUGCAAAUCCAAUCAUCUACAAUUUCCUAAGUGGGAAGUUCCGCGAGGAGUUCAAAUCAGCCUUUUCUUGUCAUUGUUGUGGCCAGCAUGAAAAUGAAACGAGGAGGAUAAGGACCAGAACGCGUACAGACAGUCGAAAAUCCCUCUCCACUCAAGUUCACAAUGUGGACAAUGUGUCACGCAUAUCAGAUCAGAUGGUGUAGUCGUCUUAUAUUCCAGCUGGGGCACCUGAAGGACACGUUGAUCUUUAAGUUAGACAUGUGAUAAUGUGCAGAUCUCAUUAUUUUUGGAUGACAUUUAAAGGGAAAAGAAUUGUAUUUAAUGUUUUCUGUUUGGUUGAUUUGAAAAGGACAGACUUUCUCUCUUCUGUUAUGCAAGAAAAUGUUGAUUAAUUAUGAAAGACACGGUUUGUAAUGUUCAGUGUUUUAUAUCUCUCUUUCAUGUGUAGUUUCUGUAAAUUUUGUAUGCAUUUUUGUUUUGGUUUGUCUAAUUACAUCUAAUUAAGUAGUAGCAUCACCUUUGAUAUAACUGGUUUAAGGGAUUUGAAGCUUUAAAGGUGCAGUCGGUCACAUGUUCAUCUCAAGUCCUCAGUGUAAAUGCCCAGAAAUGUAUGUUCCUGUGCACUGAGUAUGUUAAUGAAGCCAGCUCAAUUCAUCAAAGUACAGAAUAUUCAAUGUGACCCCUGCAUGAACGGGACCGCAAUGUGAAGCCUGUUUCUUUCAUUUGAAACACUCCAGGUUUGUGUUUGGAUAGCAUCAGCAAAGCGGACAUUUUCCAGCAAAAUAUACGUUACAAAAUAAUCAUUGUGGUUGAAUUUUUCGGCUGUGGGUAAGAGCUGCUCACAGUCACUUUUACAGGCGACUCUAUGGUGGGUUGUUUUUUAUACUGAUGCUAAAUGUAAAAACAAGAAACAUGUCCUGGAUGUGCUUUCCAUUUUCUUUUGUGGCAGUAGUCUGCAAGCAUGU
Messenger RNA from Maylandia zebra (zebra mbuna), 2048 nucleotides. RefSeq names its product hypocretin (orexin) receptor 2 (gene hcrtr2). The record is from RefSeq and is a predicted model, not a curated record. Gene Ontology annotation, molecular function: orexin receptor activity. Lineage: Eukaryota; Metazoa; Chordata; Actinopteri; Cichliformes; Cichlidae. Gene Ontology annotation, cellular component: plasma membrane. Gene Ontology annotation, biological process: feeding behavior; circadian sleep/wake cycle process; G protein-coupled receptor signaling pathway.